This is a messenger RNA of Aureobasidium uvarum, 774 nucleotides long. Lineage: Eukaryota; Fungi; Ascomycota; Dothideomycetes; Dothideales; Saccotheciaceae. The record is from the annotation of a GenBank genome assembly.
CUUAACAAUGGCUUGUCCAUGCCACAAAUUCACCUUGGUGUAUACUUGACGUCUGGCAAUGAGACGACCAAGGCUACACGAUGGGCACUCGAGGUUGGUAACGCCAUAACAGACUUCCUCAAGUCGGCCAACAACACUGCGAACCUCGGCCGCGAGGACAUACAUUACACGUCAAAGCUCGCGAGCAACAGCGACUACAAUACGGCGAGAAAAAGCAUCAAGAAGAGUGUACAGGAGUGCGGCCUGGGAUAUAUAGAUCUGUUCCUGCUGCACAGUCCAUACGGAGGGAAGAAGGCUCGCCUGGAGAGUUGGCGCGCCGUCGAGGACGCCAUUAUGGAUGGCGAGAUCAAGAUCGGAGGUGUCAGCAACUACGGUGUCCAACACCUGCAGGAGCUCCUCGACUCGAAGCCGCGCAUCCUUCCAGCGGUCAAUCAAAUCGAGGUGCACCCGUUCAACACGCGCACCGACAUCACCUCUUUCUGCCAGAAGAAUGGCAUUAUGAUCGAGGCGUACGCUCCUCUGGCGCGCGCUCUGCGCAUGAAGCAUCCCGUUAUUGUCGAGCUCAGCAANAAAUACAAUUGCAAUCCGGGGCAGUUGCUGGUGAGAUGGUCGGUCCAGCAUGGCUACGUGCCGCUGCCCAAGAGUGUCAAGAAGGAGCGCAUUGCGCAGAACGGCGACAUUGGCGGCUUCGAGAUUGACGAGGGCGACAUGACCAAGAUGGAUGGGUUGGACGAGUAUUUGGUGACUGACUGGGAUCCUACCGAUGCCCCGUAG